ACCUUUGACAACACACCGGUUACAAAUGCAGUGUUUUGAUUGGUCAAUCGUCCCACAAAUGGUGGAUUUAAAAUUAAAUGUCCACAGCAAAGACAACGUUUCUGAUGGAGAAUCUUAAUCACCAAGUGUAUUUGAUAUCAACAUCUUGAUGGAAGAAGGAUGAAUUUGGAGUCUGGCGUUGAUCUAAUGUGAACUUAAACUCUGUAAUUUACCUGGCACCAGAAAGUGAAAUAACUCCACAAUGGAUCCCAGACAUUUUAAUAUGUCUGCAAACACUUCUUUUAUGCAGAAACAUACUGUGGACAAAGCCUUUCAGAGCCUCCUGGAGGAGAGUGUCAUAUUUGAAGGUCCGAUUAUUCAUAAGAAAUUUCUUCCAAAUCGACCUGAUCUAAACUUGUCGUCUGCAAGAGCAGAUCUUUUCUCUUCAGUCAAAAAUAAAACAUUUGAUAUGGGCUGGCGCCAAGAGGUUGCAAAGAAGUCCAUGUCUUUCUCACAGAACCAGUCACAUAUGUCCAGCUUUCGAGCUAACCACAGUAGCUGGAGAAAUGUAUCUCACAGUCAUAAUGUUGGCAACCAUAUAACUAGGGUUGUUUCAAAGAGGCCAACUUUAUCGCCACAUAAGGAAUCGCCAUCUGUCUCGAAAAAGAAAUCACCUGCUAAGUUUUCUUCCUUUAAGGUGCCGCCACCGAGAAAACAUCCAUCUUUGAGAAUUCUCCAACGUGAUGCCAGAAGAUUAGAGAAGCAUUUAAGUGAAACUAAAGAACAUAACUUGAGGUCACGAGCAAGAGAUUUAGUGACAAACUUACAACCUCCUAUGUUGGUAAAGGAUGUGAGAAAAGCAGGCAAGACAACCCAAAACAAACAAAGGGCUUCUGAUGAGGCCAAAAAGACCAAGCACAGAUCACCACGAGCCACAAAAGAUGCAAAAGAUUUGCCCAAACAAACACCACAAAAGAAAAAUUUAGUACAAAACAUGCAAUCACAGGAAAUGGUAAAUAGCAUUCAGAAGCGGAAGCUGAGGUCUUUUAUCGUUAAUCAGAAAGACAAAUGCAAUGCUCAGUCAGCCUCUAGUUCAAAAACCGCUGCUGCUGCUUCCGAAGUUCCUGCCAUUAGUAAUAAAAGGAAGAGAAAUAGUCACAAGAAAUCGUUAACUGAACCAAUUCCUAAAAGGCAAAAAGUACAACAUGUAAAAAAACCUGACCCCAAAGCACAAAAACCUGACCCCAAAGCACAAAAACCUGACCCCAAAGCACAAAAACCUGACCCCAAAGCACAAAAACCUGACCCCAAAGCACAAAAGUCUGAAACUUUAACGAAAAAACCUAAUACAAGAUUACAGAUAUCUCAAACAAGAACAUCGAGAACUGAACAGAAAAGACAGUUAUCUGCACCAAAAUCUAAAUUACCAUCGAAGCCGCUUCCAAAAUCCAACACCAGUGAACGAUUCUUAGACAAAUGGAUCGUUUACCAAGAUGAGAAUGAAACUUUCAUCAAAGGGCAUGUUAAGGACUGCAGCCCAAAUACAUUCUGGAGAAGCACUCCCGUUGUAAGGCGAAUUGAAAACUAUGUAUUGGAGACUCAGUCAGGAACGAACUGUAUUAUAUCAGGACCACCAUAUGCAUCUGCAAUGUUAAGCAAAGGUUAUACUCAGGAUAUAAUUAAUUGCUUUCAGAAUGGCUUCCCUGUUGACUGGAGGUCUGUUCUGAAAGGAAACUUUCCAUCAAACAGUAAAAUCACUGAGAAAAACCACAAGCUUGAUGAAGAAAGACCAAGAAAACUUCGUGAUAGAGUGACCAACAAUUUGAAAACCAUAGAAAAUAAUGUCCCUACACCUGAAACAGCUUCUACAUCAGCUGAGAAUGACGUUCCUUCUGAAGAACCUUUACAAGAAGAAAGUUCUUUCUCCGAUGAGAUCUCCGAUGCCACUGAUGACGAUGAAUUAACAGAAAUGGAGAGUACAGCUAAUGAUUUGUUAAAACUUCUGGAAUUUAGGCACGAAAACAAUGCACUCACCCGUCACCCGAAUAAUGUUGAAAGUUCUGCCGUGUCUAGGGACUCAAAUAAUUGUGUAAAGUCGAAAAAUGCACCUCAGCAAAAUGUGUACACGGAAAAUAAUAAGUCUAAGGGCAGGCAUGGCUCUAGUCGAUCACAGCAUAAACAGAUAACGGACAAGGAGUCGAACAUUAAGAAGCAGCAGACAGUUGAAACGUGUCUGGAUUCUGAAAGUUCUGAGGAAAGUAGUUUGUCUGCCAUUAAUUUUAAUGAUAGACCUAAGAGGAAUAGUGUACCAAAAAGGAAAACUGCAUCUCUUUCAAAAACAAGUCAGUCUUCGUUGAAAAGAAAACGUAUAUCCCCAACAAAAGGAGUAUCUCCGAAGAAACAGAAAUCGCAUAAUCCUGAAAGCAGGAAAAGCCAAUCACCUUCCAAAAAAUCGACUUCUAAAGCGAGUAAAAAUGGUGCCAAUAAAGUGGGUAACAGUAAAACGAGAGCUAGAGCCAUUUCAAAUGUGGAUACCCAGAGCAGAAAUGAUGAAUUGUCUUCAGAAUAUGAUGCUGUACCAGUGACCAAAUCAAAUAAACCAAGCAAAAAAUCUGGUAAGGAUUCAUCUUCACAGAAUAAGACAAAAGAGACGAGAAAUAAAUCUACAAAGUCCACUGCUGACAAAAAAAAGGAAGGGAUUUGGAGCGACACAAAGUUGAAAGAUAUGAAGAGAGCCAUGUCUAAAUUAUCCGUGUCGGAUCCAAUGUUUUGGUCGAAGGUUGCCCAAAAGGUUGGGAAAUCGGUGACAGAAUGCAAAAACCAGUACUACAAACAUGGAUUACCAUCAGACAAAGAAGCACCGACUGCUAAGACAAAAAAAUUUAAAUUUUAAUCCAGAAGAUAAAUUAGAGGACAUAUUUGGUGACUUGUGUGCGUUCACGCCACGUCCAUCAUCCGAUCAUAAUUUCCAGUCGUCAAUGAGCAAGUUUUUCUUGACACCAGUGUCAGAAAGGCACACACCAACUUCAUCGUACUCAGACAUGGAAGUCAAAAUAGACUGGGAUAAUGCCACUCACUGUGUUAAAAAUUUUAAAAAGAAUCAGAGGAAAGGUGCUGGCCGCUUGAAACAUUUCAAU
Molecule: messenger RNA, 3116 nt
Organism: Octopus bimaculoides (California two-spot octopus)
Lineage: Eukaryota; Metazoa; Mollusca; Cephalopoda; Octopoda; Octopodidae
Cellular component (GO): chromosome, centromeric region
Source: RefSeq, a predicted model, not a curated record